AUGACUGUGCGAGCAUCAUUGACCGUCAAAGCAGCAAAGAAACAGCUACGAAAUCAAAUCAAAGCCAGCCUCAAAACAAUCUCACAGGAAUCAUUGGCUUCUCAGUCGCAACACAUUUUAUCAAGACUUGUCAAUAAUCCCACAUUUCAAAAUGCACAAUCAGUAGCUGUGUUUAUGAAUAUGCCGGAUCUGGAGAUUAAAACUCUUCCUAUCCUAAAGCAAUGCUUUCAAUUGAACAAAUUGGUUUACUUGCCCCGAUGCAAUACAGUGCCCGUGAAGCAUCGGAAACCAAACCAUCUCUCCAUGCUCAGGAUUGCCACCUAUGACGAUGUUUUACAGUUGCAACCACAAGGUAAGUACCAGCUACUCGAACCAACCGUUGGUGAGGACGCAUUAGAAUUGGGGGAUUUGGAUCUCAUCUUAUUACCAGGAGUAGCAUUUUCAACCACUUUACAACGAUUAGGCCACGGCGCUGGGUUUUACGAUGAAUUCUUAUCAACUUACAAGCAAAAAUGGUCUAAAUUACCAGCUUUGAUAGGCCUUGCGUUACAAGAACAAAUUGUUCCGGAAAACAGCUUGCCAGUCGAGGAUCACGAUUACGGUCUCGAUCAGAUAAUAACCAGCUCACGUACAUUUCCUUCAUUACCACAAAUUUGA
Lodderomyces parapsilosis is the source of this 657-nucleotide messenger RNA. RefSeq names its product 5-formyltetrahydrofolate cyclo-ligase. Gene Ontology annotation, molecular function: 5-formyltetrahydrofolate cyclo-ligase activity. Gene Ontology annotation, cellular component: mitochondrion. Bases 1 to 657 code for a protein of 218 amino acids. The transcript has a single exon. The record is from RefSeq and is a predicted model, not a curated record. Lineage: Eukaryota; Fungi; Ascomycota; Pichiomycetes; Serinales; Debaryomycetaceae. Gene Ontology annotation, biological process: tetrahydrofolate interconversion; folic acid-containing compound biosynthetic process.